AUGUCUAUCAAUGCUGUUGUCGAUGUCAAGCCUUUCAAAACCAUGUGGAAGAUCAAGGUGAAAGUGAUUCGGUUGUGGAAACAGUAUUCAGCCGCUGGAGGUGAAACCAUUGAGAUGGUUCUAUGCGAUCUUAAGGGUGGUAAAAUUCAUGCUACUGUGAAAAAAGAAUUGGUUGCUCAAUUCUCUCCUUUCUUAAUCCAAGGAGAGUCGUUGAUGCUGAUUAAUUUUUCAGUAACUCAUUCAUGUGGUUCCUACAGAACUACAAACCAUCCUUACAGGAUUAGUUUCCUGACCACGACCCGUGUUCGAUCGUCUGAGAAAUUGCCUGAGGAUUUAGCAGGUUUCGAACCAGUGAAGUACACAGAAGUGCUCGAUGGAACUCUUAACCCCGAUUACUUGGUUGAUGUUAUCGGCCAGAUUGUUGAAAUAAGUCAUAUUGAGCAUGUUAAUGUGAAUGGGAAGGAGACAGAGAAGAUCUCCUUAGAGUUGCGAAAUGCUGAUGAUGAAAGACUUCCAAUGGUGCUUUGGGGUAAAUUUGCUUCUGAUGUUAGCGAGGCUAUGCAAGUUCGCGAUGAACAUUUAACUGUUUUGGUUUUACGCUUUGCAAAAAUCAAAGUGUGGAAGGAAGAAAGAAGUGUGAGCAAUGCCUACAAUGUCAGUGAAAUUGGGUUGAAUCCUACGAUGAUUGAAGUUGGAAAGUUCAUUGCAAGUUUGCCUAAGGAUGACCUACCUUUAGCCAUUGUGGAGUCUAAGUACUCGGCCAUAGUGAAUGGUGUUUCGGAGAAAGAUGAUUUCUUUAUACAUACACCAAGAAAAACCAUUGCUCAGAUUCUGGAUACAAAACAGGUUGAGAAGUGUAUUCUGUUGUGCACAAUCGCUGCCAUUGACUCAGACAUGGGGUGGUUUUACCCAAGCUGCAAAGUCUGUUCAAAAAAAGUGUUGACUGUUCCUUUUCCUAACAAUGAUGAUGGUGGUGAGGAUGAUGAUUUCAAGCACACUUAUUAUUGUGCUAAGUGCAAGACUAACAAUCCAGCGACUCUGCCAAGGUAUAAAUUGCAUUUGGUUGUACUUGAUAACACAAGUAACACUAAGUUACUGGUGUUUGAUAAUCAUGCUAUGCAACUACUCAAUCAAUCAUGCUUGCAGCUUGCUGGACCAUCAAACAAAUUCGAGAUUGAAGAAACUAAUGUGCUCCCACCUGCACUAAACAGCAUAAUUGGUAAAACGUUCUUAUUCAAGAUUCAAAUUGAAAGGGAAAAUUUCGUCUACAAGCAUGAAACGUACAAGGUUUUGAAGGUCAUCACCAACAAGGACUUGAUAGCUGAUUUCGAAGAAGCAAAUUCGGAGAAUGCAAGUGAAGGGGGUCAAUUCCAUGAUAUGGAUACUCAGUCAGACGCACCAGAGGCCUCUCUUGCCAUGAUUGGUUCAGCAUCAGACCAGUCUGAGUCGUUUGACCUGACUCCAGCUAAACGCAUUAGGCCAGUGAACCUUGAAUUGGAUGAAAGCUUUGACGAGAAUUCUGUGACAAGGAGUGUCAGUUCUGUGAAGAUCAAGAAGGAGAAGUGCUCUAAAAGUGGCUGA
Molecule: messenger RNA, 1581 nt
Organism: Brassica rapa (field mustard)
Lineage: Eukaryota; Viridiplantae; Streptophyta; Magnoliopsida; Brassicales; Brassicaceae
Product: replication protein A 70 kDa DNA-binding subunit A
Source: RefSeq, a predicted model, not a curated record